Asterias rubens (European starfish) is the source of this 961-nucleotide messenger RNA. RefSeq names its product L-rhamnose-binding lectin CSL3-like. The record is from RefSeq and is a predicted model, not a curated record. NCBI's taxonomy places the organism in Eukaryota, Metazoa, Echinodermata, Asteroidea, Forcipulatida, Asteriidae. The transcript is spliced from 5 exons. The coding region runs from base 1 to 876 and encodes 291 amino acids. Gene Ontology annotation, molecular function: carbohydrate binding.
AUGGUUUACGCGAGCGCCUUUGCUGUGCUGCUGGCUUUGUUUGUCUGUGCCCAAUCGUGGGAUGAUGGAGAACAACUUUUGAUUGCUGUUUGUUUUCUUCUUACCACAGUAAUCAUCAAAACUGCGUGCGAGGGCCAGUGGCUUAACAUUGACUGCCCAGCUCCGACAGCCAUCAACAUCAGAUCAGCAAACUACGGUCGCAAGUCAGGCGACAAUGUAUGCAGUUCGUACGCUAGCGGUGCCUGCGUCACUGAGAACUCUCUCAAGGCGGUAAGGGUCAAGUGCCAGGGGGAGAGAUGGUGCAAGAUCCAAGCCAACAACGCCUUCUUUGGGGGUUAUUGCUCGGGGCCGAACAACUAUCUUAGCGUUGGAUACACAUGUGAUUAUCCCUCAAUGAAGAAUAAAAUCGUUUGUCAAGGGGAAACCCUGAAUCUCGACUGUAGAUCUGGUCAUCAUAUUGCGAUUGAUAAUGCUAUCUUUGGCCGUGUCCAUGGUAACGCCAUUUGUCCAAAAGAUCCGUUAUGGGUGAAAAAUGUGAACUGUGUUGCCCGUUCUAGCGUUGAGGUCGUGAAGAGUAAGUGCCAGGGGAAGAGAUGGUGCACAGUAGCGGCUAAGCUGGGAGUAUUUGGCGACCCAUGUCCAGGAACAUGGAAAUAUCUGUCUGUUCGAUACACCUGUAAACGAAAUGUUUCAGGCUCAUCCAGUAGGACUCGUUCAUCUGGAAGCAGUUCUUCCCGAAGUGGUUCAUCUGGAAGCAGUUCUUCCCGAAGUGGUUCAUCUGGAAGUCGUUCUUCCCGAAGUGGUUCAUAUGGAACAAGUAAACGACAAAUUUCAGGCUCCUCCAGUAGGAUUCAUUCCUCUGGAAGUAGUUCUUAAUUCCCGAAGUGGUUCAUCUGGAAAUUGCUUAUACUAAGUUUCCUUCGGCAAGGGUCCGUUUGGUUAAGCAUAUUUACUUUGGAAC